This is a messenger RNA of Nannospalax galili (Upper Galilee mountains blind mole rat), 2216 nucleotides long. It is a transcript of the gene Caap1, whose product is annotated as caspase activity and apoptosis inhibitor 1. The transcript is spliced from 6 exons. The coding region runs from base 90 to 1154 and encodes 354 amino acids. The record is from RefSeq and is a predicted model, not a curated record. Lineage: Eukaryota; Metazoa; Chordata; Mammalia; Rodentia; Spalacidae.
CCUGCGCCAGCAGCACCCGCUGCUACGGAAGCGGGGUUCUGUUGCUGCAGAGACCGCGGCUGUCGGCGGAUGGUGGCGGCGAGGGGACCAUGACCGGGAAGAAGUCUUCCCGGGAGAAGCGGCGCAAGCGGAGCGGUCAGGAGGCGGCCGCGCUCGCCACCCCGGACCUCGUGCCGGUGCUGGGCGGCAGCGCCGGCGCCGGUGCCUGCGGGAACGGCUGCGGGAGCGCGGGCGGCUGCGGGAACCCGGGCUGCUGUGGGAGCGCCGGCGGCGGGGUGAGUGCGGCGGGCGGCGCGGAGCGGGGCGAGCGCCGAAAGCGGAGGAACACCGACUCGUCCUCCAGCGUCUGCGGCUCCUUGCAGCAGGAAGCCAAAUACCUUUUGCCAACUUUGGAAAAAGAAUUUUUCUUGGCAGAGCACAGUGAUCUUGAAGAAGGUGGACUGGAUCUGACUGUUUCAUUAAAGCCAGUUAGUUUCUAUAUAUCAGACAAGAAAGAAAUGCUCCAGCAGUGCUUCUGUAUAAUAGGAGAAAAGAAGCUACAGAAGAUGCUUCCUGACGUGCUGAAGAACUGUUCAGUAGAAGAAAUUAAAAAACUGUGCCAGGAACAAUUAGAACUCCUGUCCGAAAAAAAAAUCUUGAAGAUUCUUGAGGGUGACAAUGGUUUGGACUCUGAUAUGGAAGAGGAGACAGAUGAUGGCUCUAAGGUGGGACCUGAUUUAAUCAGUCAGCAAGACACCUGUGUAGAUUCUACUUCAUCCGUGAGGGAGAACAAACAACCAGAAGGCUUGGAAUCAAAGCAAGGCAAAGGGGAAGAUAGUGAUGUGCUCAGUAUAAAUGCAGAUGCUUAUGACAGCGACAUAGAAGGCCCAUGCAAUGAAGACGCUGCUGCUGCUGGUCCUGAGGCCCCAGAAAAUACAGUCCAGAGUGAAGCUGGUCAGAUAGAUGACCUGGAGAAAGAUAUUGAAAAAAGUGUGAAUGAGAUUCUGGGACUGGCAGAGUGUAGCCCAAAGGAACCCAAAGCCGCCACCCUGACUGUUCCUCCACCAGAAGAUGUUCAGCCUUCUGCACAGCAGUUGGAGCUCCUAGAACUUGAAAUGAGGGCAAGAGCGAUCAAGGCUCUGAUGAAGGCUGGCGAUAUAAAAAAGCCCGUCUAGUUAUCCAACUUGAAUUUUAUGUGUUUGAAUGAAGCCAUGUCAUGUAAUUUUGUAUCUGAAAUUUAUUUGGGGUCCUUAUGUGGUGUUCCUCAUGUAUCCCUUAUUAGGUGAACUCAUCUUAGACUGAAAUUAUAUUUUUUUUACUUUUAUAUUAUAGAUUGUAGGUGUGUGUUUAAAUUCAUGACAGAUACUGUUGGUUAUCUGAAUACUUUUAGAUGAGUAUUUAGCUAUAUCUGUAAAUUGAUGUCUUACAAGUCAGUACAAUGACUCAUAUAGUUUUUUUUCCUUUGUUUUUCAAUGUUUUGUCAACAAACUCAAAAGCUUAAAGCUUGACCAAGCAUGUUUCUCUUAAGGCUACCUAUAUUUUGCAAUAGUAUAUUAUGUUAUUGCUCCUAGAUUUAACAAUUUAUGAAGCUUAGUUUUGUGUAUGUAUACUUUAAAUAUAUAUAUUGUUUGGAGGAUGCCUUUUGUGGAUGUGAGUUUGCUAGCUAUAGCUAAUUAGCAGUUUUUGUUGUAAUGCUUAGGAUCUGAAAUGGCUUAAAAACAUUUUUUAGUGAAGGAAAAAGCUCAAUUUAAGGCUAUUUUUAACAGUGUAAAAUUAAUUUGUCUAUGUUUAAUUCCAGCACCAAGGCAUUCUGACAGGUAUUUGGUCUUUUGGGGGUAUUUUGUUCACAUUUUUUGCUUCAAUAAAAAAGAAAUAAAUUUUCAUUUACAUUCCAAUCUAGCAGGAAAAGAAUAAUGUGUUAUCAGACAGGGUUUCAUCUGAUACUGUUGUUGGAGGGUCUGAUGUGCUGUAAGUCCAAAAAUCAAAAUAUGAAAAGGCUAUUAUUCUGGAUAUGAAGACUUUUGAUACUUUUCCAAAAGCAAAAUUGACUCUAAGAAUCUUUGAUAAGUUGAUGUUAUAAUUAAGCUAAUUUUAUAUAGUUUUUAUAAACAAAUUAGUACCCUGCCACAAUUACAAAUGCUCUUCCCCUCAUUAUUUAUGGCACUUGUUUGAUACCAAAAUAAAUUUCAGUAGGAUCCCUUAAUUUAAAAUAAACGACUUCUUUUUUAAAAUAGAAA